AUGGCUUUUGUGUUCACUCGCGUGGUUCGUUAUGUGGUCUUCGUCAUCGUAUUGUAUAGUGUGGUACAGUACAUACUACGAUGGAAGUCAUAUUCCAUUUCACCGAAAGUUUUUCGACAAGCCUGUAUUGCAGCACACGGAAGUAGUGGGAUUACAAGUGUAAAUAAAUUACGAAACGAUUUACGCCGUUCAUAUCCAUUACAAAUCAUCGACAGUGACUGGGAAGCCGUUUAUGGUGGUGGAUUAAACUUACAGAUGAACAUUAUUUACGCAUCCAUCACUGAAUUUAUCAUUGUUUUUCGUGCACCGUACCGAACAGCUGGUUUUGCUGGAUGGCAUUGGGUCAAUAGUACCUGUACGGUUUUGAGCGGCGAAAUAGUGCGUACUGCUUACAGCACUCAUAGUGGCAAUUUGGAAAAGUUAGAUUCUGGUCAGAAUUUUCGUCAUGGUGAAUUUGAGCGAUAUGCGUAUGAAUUUGCACCGGAAUCAUAUAUGGCAUGCUAUGGACGUGGUGCUGCACCUUUAAGCACUGCAUGGUUGGGGAUGGGUUCUCUGGCAAACGGUGAUCCGAUUUCAUUUGCAAAGCUGCUGUACGUCUAUAGCAAUGCUUGUGCUCACCAAAUUAAGCAGUCAUUGGUAAAAACAUUUAAUUAUUAUAAAUCGAAGGCUUUAAAAACCGAGUUAUAA
This is a messenger RNA of Brugia malayi, 687 nucleotides long. RefSeq lists its product as uncharacterized. Bases 1 to 687 code for a protein of 228 amino acids. The transcript is spliced from 4 exons. NCBI's taxonomy places the organism in Eukaryota, Metazoa, Nematoda, Chromadorea, Rhabditida, Onchocercidae. The record is from RefSeq and is a predicted model, not a curated record. Gene Ontology annotation, cellular component: endoplasmic reticulum.